AUGCAGGAGGACGCCUACUUGAUGCCGGCAAGUCCUGCCAGUGGUCGUCAGCUCAAUGCAGACUAUCGGCCCAGUGUCCAAAAGACCGUGGGCCAUGUCCCCGCAUGUCUAGUCAAUGCCUCGGUGACGUACUGCAGCAAUGGUCAUGUCUACGCCUUCGGAGGAUUCGAUCAAGAUACCGAUGAAGUCUACAAUCACGUGCUUCGUUUGGACUUGAAUACACUUCGAUGGGACUUGGUAGACAACUACGGCGACAUUCCCGGCGUUCGCAUGGGUCACACUGCGACUUUAUAUCAAGGCAACAAAUUGAUCGUCUUCGGCGGCGAGAAUGAACACCGCGAGUAUCUUUCGGACGUUGUCAUCCUCGAUCUCUUGACAUUCACCUGGACCCUGCCCGAAAUCCAGGGCCUAAUACCUCGUGGACGGGCACGGCAUGCGGCCGUCAUACAUGAUGACAAGCUGUUCAUCGUUGGUGGCAUAGCGGAAGAAAACAAUCUUGUGCUGGACGACCUCACAUAUUUGGAUCUACAGACCUGGACAUGGUCACGAACAUGGAGCUUUGCCCAGCGAUUUGAUCACACGGCAUGGGUCUGGGGCAGUCGUUUAUGGAUUUCUGGUGGACUAGGGCCCAAUAUGGAACGCACGACGGACAUCUGGUGGCUUGACCUAAAGGGAUCUCCUUCCCUCGCCGGAAUCACCUCCUCCCAAGGUACCGUGGACUCCCGAACUAUGCCAAUGCCGGUGGCUCAUUAUCCAGACUCCAUUUCUAGCGCAUCAUCCCAGCAGAUGUCUCCUCGAUCCGGAAUAUAUGCCGCCAACUCCGCCAGUGUACAGGUCCGCAACAUGCGACGUCAGAAACCACUUGCCCCUGGUGCAAUCUCGUGCCACCGAUUCCACUCUGGUCCGCAUGUCCCUGGGCUCUUCUCCGCCACCCAUUUUCAGUCCUUUGCAUCGGGGGUACUUCUGGAUUUGAUCACGCCGUCGGAUAGAGUCCGGUCGCAUGAAUGUAACCUUUCCGCCCUCGAGCUGAACUCGCUGCGGUGGCAGCGACUUGCGGAUGGCCAAGAGCUCUUCCGACCCGGCUACCGGUGGCAUUACUGUACCGUCAACGACACGGGGACGAAAGCGUGGUUAUUAGGCUGUAGUCUCGACCUGGCAAAUACGACCGGAGCAAGUGAUGAGAAUCACAUGAGUGAAGUCCUCUCGAUUGACUUGGAGAAGUACGGCCUGCUUGGCAACGAGCUGUCCACCGAAGCUCCUGAGCCCGAUUCUUCCUGGGGAGGGGACACCGCUGGACUCCAAGUCUCGGGACUGGGGGCUGAUCUCGCUUGUGCUUUUGACCAGAGCCCCGAAUCAGGAAGCGGUGCUGAUUUCAUCAUCACCGCCAUUCGUGACGACCAUGACCUGAUUGAACUUGAAGACGUUGAUUACACACCGUCCGCAUCACCCUCUGACUCUAAACCGACCUUUGUGGAGCCAAGCCCGUACACCUCUGCGCCCAUCCAUGUGCAUAAGAUCAUCCUGCAACUACGAUGGCCACAUUUCAAACGGCUGUACUCUGCGCAAAUGGCGGAAUAUCAUACGAAGCGCAUGCACAUUCCUGAACCCUACUCGGUCGUGCGGGCGUUCUUGUACUAUCUCUACACGGACAGCAUUGCCGGCCACCCCGAGUACUGCGCGAGUGUGAUAGACGUGGCGGGGAUGCUGGUUAUGGCGAAUCUCUACGACAUGCCAAAGCUACGCCUGCUGUGCGUGAAUCGACUGAGUCGCGAACUCGAUGUCGAUAAUGCCGCCAUUGUGUGGGAGCGCGCGGGUCGGACCAAUGAGCACUGGCUGAUGCGCCGAGCCGCAAAGUUUUGUUUGACACAUUGGGGCCGCGUGGUGCGAACCGACGGAUUCAAGUCCCUCAGCCACCAGAGCUUGAUAGAGUUAUGUGAGGUGGUGGAUACAGAAGGUCGUAUCAUCGCGGGGCCGGAGCUGGAGAUGGUGGGUGCCUUCGACAGCGCCUCGAUGGCCGAAUGCAAAGACUCUCAGCGAUCAACCGCCGACGAGUCUGAAGUAGAAGGAGAUGAAGAAGGAAUGGAACUUUCAUGA
This is a messenger RNA of Penicillium maclennaniae, 2094 nucleotides long. RefSeq names its product Kelch motif domain protein. Bases 1 to 2094 code for a protein of 697 amino acids. Gene Ontology annotation, molecular function: protein binding. The record is from RefSeq and is a predicted model, not a curated record. Lineage: Eukaryota; Fungi; Ascomycota; Eurotiomycetes; Eurotiales; Aspergillaceae. The transcript has 3 exons.